AUGCGUCAUUUAAUCGAUGAAUGCGCCGACAUACUUAAUUGCCAUCCAAAGUCUCUUCGCGAUCAUUUAAACCACCCGGCAAAGCGUGCCAUUCUACAUUCGAAGCUCAAAGGAAGGAUUGUUCGAACCCUUUAUUCUGAUCGUAACGACUUCCGCAAAACUUUCACAUUCCACGGAUUCACGCAUAAAGGUUCCGAUCAUUACCCACCAAUUACUUUAAAAUUUCAUUAA
Meloidogyne enterolobii is the source of this 231-nucleotide messenger RNA. The record is from the annotation of a GenBank genome assembly. NCBI's taxonomy places the organism in Eukaryota, Metazoa, Nematoda, Chromadorea, Rhabditida, Meloidogynidae.